Phytophthora nicotianae INRA-310 is the source of this 1969-nucleotide messenger RNA. RefSeq lists its product as hypothetical. The transcript has 4 exons. Bases 38 to 1915 code for a protein of 625 amino acids. Gene Ontology annotation, cellular component: U4/U6 x U5 tri-snRNP complex. The record is from RefSeq and is a predicted model, not a curated record. NCBI's taxonomy places the organism in Eukaryota, Oomycota, Peronosporomycetes, Peronosporales, Peronosporaceae. Gene Ontology annotation, biological process: mRNA splicing, via spliceosome.
UACGUAAAUUCUGGACCUCCAGCCAAUUGCUGCGUCGAUGACCAUGGAGCAGUGUGGCGAGGCGCCACGACGCAAGCGGAAGAGCAGAUUCAGCGAUGCCCCUGCAGAUUCAGCCGCGCCAGCAUCCAAGAGACCCGCUGUGGGUACCGACACAUCUCCCGUGUUGGACCCCGCGGCGCUAGCGCGCGCCGCAGCUGCUAAGAUAUCUCGCGCCAUCCCUGGAUCAUCAGUAACAACAGCGCUCCCCGUGCCAGCAGCCGUGCCUGGAAGCGCAGCGGUACAUGUAGACCCGGAGGAACUAAGCCGCAUUGAACAGGAAAAGCGACGACGGACAGAUCAGAUCUACAAGUCGGUGCAGAGUCAAAUGAGCCACAUCAAAGAGCUACUGCGGAAGCCCGGAGCUUCUACGGCUGCCGUCGCUGCAUCCACUGCGAUGCUGAGCGCUCGUGCUGCUGGCAGCGGUACCUACAUGCCAGCACCAUUACUUCUGGAUGAGCAGGGACGAGAGAUUGAUGCAGCAGGGAAUGUAGUCGUCAAGAAGCCAAGCGAAGCGACACUCAAGGCCAAUCAGGGAGCGAGGGGUAGCGAUGCUGCCAAAAAGAACCAAAACCCAUACCUAUCCCAUCGCACAGUGGACGAGGACGAUAAACUAGAAGCAGUGGAUCCCCGACUCAAGGUUACCAAGCGAGAGACACGUGCUCGCAAGACCUUUAAUUUCGUUGCACAAGGCACUUACGUGAAGCAGGCAGAGCAGGUUCGCGCUCGUGAUGCCAAGAAGAUGAUGGCUGGGUUCACGUCGGGACGCAAUCCGCGAGGAUACCAGAAGGAGUCAAUUGUACCAAUCGAUGAAUCAACCGAGCCGACCGAGUCAACUCCAGAGGAUGAUGAAAAGUCCAGCGAAAUGGAGAUUGACAGCGUGGAUGUUCCGCUUAAACCUGAGAUGUCUACUCCUGACGUCGAGUGGUGGGAUGUGGAGUAUCUCCCCAAGGACAAGCGUGCUAUUGUGGACAAGUUUGGAUUUAUCAAGGCUAAAGCUCGCAAGGAGGACCCCGAUGUGACAGUCUCCUACGCUGACAUGAAACUCAAGUACUGUGGAACUGCGCACGUUUGUGAGCACCCAGCGCGGCUCAAUCUGAUUACCAGACAGGAUAACAAACCCGUAGCGGUGCCACUCAUGCUGACUGCUGCGGAACGCAAGAAGAUCCGUCGUCAAAACCGCGCAGACCGGGAGAAGGAGAAGCAGGAUAAAAUCGCGCUGGGCUUAUUGCCACCACCAGAGCCAAAGGUGAAGCUGUCAAAUAUGAUGCGUGUGCUGUCCGAGCAAGCUGUGGCAGACCCGUCGGCCAUCGAGCGCAAGGUUCGCGAUCAGAUAGCGCAGCGUGAAAAGAACCACGAAAUGCGUAACUUGGCACGCAAGCUUACGCCCGAGGAGCGUCGCGAGAAAAAACUCCGCAAGAUUAAAGAGGACGCCGCUGGAGACAUCCAUGUGGCGCUUUUCAAAGUGCCGGAUCUUUCGAACCCGCAACAUCGCUUCAAGGUCGAUGUCAAUGCGCAGCAGUACCAUCUCACUGGCGGCGUACUAAUCUGCAAGGACAGCAACAUCAAUAUGGUGGUAGUGGAAGGAGGCAAGAAGGCCAUUAAGCAGUACACGAAGCUCAUGAUGCGACGCAUCGACUGGAACGGGGCGCGCGAGGCCGAGCAGGAGUCGGACAGCGAGGACGAGGACGCAGCAAAGCGUGGCAACGGCUGUCUGCUGGUCUGGCAGGGCGUGGUGGCUCGCAAGGCGUUCAACAACUUCCGCUUUCAGGAAUGUCGGACAUCCGCCACAGCCCGCAAGGUCAUGGAGGCCAAGAACGUCGUCCACUAUUGGGAUCUCGUCGAGAAAUCUGCGGAGACUGCUGCUGCCGAGCCGUAACUAGCGCAAUAGAGCGUCAAUAUGAAAUGCAACAGAGGUAGAUUUUUACUGUCA